Molecule: messenger RNA, 5738 nt
Organism: Clupea harengus (Atlantic herring)
Lineage: Eukaryota; Metazoa; Chordata; Actinopteri; Clupeiformes; Clupeidae
Gene: phf21ab
Product: PHD finger protein 21Ab
Biological process (GO): negative regulation of transcription by RNA polymerase II
Cellular component (GO): histone deacetylase complex
Molecular function (GO): chromatin binding
Source: RefSeq, a predicted model, not a curated record
UGCGCGCAUUGAUAAUUUUUGUGCUGUGGCUGUGGUGAAUGAGAUUGAAGAAGAGUUCUUGUUUUGUAUCUCAGUUUCUCUCUUUUUUACACAAAUUGAAUUUAAACAAAUUAAAAAAUAAAACAGUCAAACUGGACGUUAUUCAAUGUAGGCUUAUGAAAUAGUUAGGGUAGUAAGUGUAUCGGGGAUCCUGUACCGAUUUGGGGUGUUUGAAAAUAUUUAUUUAAAUAAUUUGUGAGGAGAGAAGGACUACUGCUCAAGUGAGUAGAGAGGAGGGGAGCUGGAGAGAGGCGCUCAGAUCCGUGGCCAGGUGGCUGUCAGUAUUCUCGGACUCCCAGGCCAGCUGAGCGGAUCAAUGAUGGAAUUACAAACAUUACAGGAGGCGCUGAAAGUGGAAAUACAAGUUCACCAGAAACUGGUUGCUCAAAUGAAACAAGAUCCUCAGAAUGCGGAUUUGAAGAAACAGCUCCACGAACUACAGGCCAAGAUUACAGCGCUGAGUGAGAAACAGAAAAAGGUGGUUGAGCAGUUGAGGAAGGAUCUGAUGGUGAAGCAGGAGCCUGAGCUGAAGUUACAGCUGCAAACGCAGACGGCUGACACCAAGCACCUGCUCCAGCUACCCACGGCACCGACACAGCAGCCCACUCCCCCCCAGCAGGUACCCUACCGGACCACACACACAGAACACAGACAGACACGGAACACAGGCUUACAUCAGAAGACAUUGACAGUCACGCCCGUGCUCACCGCUAAGACGCUACCUCUCGUGCUGAAAGCUGCCACCACAAUUCCUGCUUCUGCCGGGCAGUGUCCCACCGUCGCCAUGGUCACUGCCAUCAGCAACUUGGCCAAGCCUGUGGUCAACUCGGACUCCCAGGCCACACCCAUCAACUUGCAGGUGGCCAGCAAACUGGCCAAUCAGGGCUCAGAACCUGUCCGCAUCAUCUCCAAGAACGCCAUUGUGGUGCAGGCCGCCACCACCACCUCGGCCCAGCCAAUCAAAGUUCCUCAGUUUGUUCCUCCUGCUAGAGCAACGCCCCGGCCUGCCUACCUGCCACAGGUGCGGCCGAAACCCCCGGUGCCCAACAACGUGCCCAUCGCCCCCGCCCCUGCUUCAGCUCCUCCGCCACCCAUGGUGGCCGCUCCCCCCCAGCUGCUACAGCGGCCAAUCAUGCUAGCCACCAAGCUCAGCCCCACCUCCCUGUCCCAGACCACGCCCAUCCACCAGGUGCGCAUAGUCAACGGCCAGCCCUGCGCCACGCUCUCCAAGAAUGCGUCGACUGGACAGGUGACCGGCAUCGUCAUCAGUGCAGCUGCGCCCACGCUUCAGAUCAGUAGCCUACCCACAGACGCUAAGACUGUUAAAUCACAGGGGGGAGCAGAGCAUGUGCGGAUGAAGACGACCCCCUCCUCCACACCCCCUCUUGCACCCGUGGCCAAACCCAGAUACGAGGACAACCCUCAGAAACUUGCCUUCAUGGUGUCUCUCGGCCUCGUGACGCAUGACCACCUGGAAGAGAUCCAGAGCAGGAGGCAGGAACGCAAGAGGAGAACGACUGCCAAUCCUGUCUACAGCGGAGCAGUGUUUGAGCCAGAGAGGAAAAAGAGUGCGGUCACCUACCUGAACACUCCUCUCCAUCAGGGAACCAGAAAGCGAGGUCGCCCUCCCAAAUACAGCAGCGUCCCGGACCCGAGCGCCCACCCCCCGUGCUCACCCUCUGGCUGCCACCCCGCCUCCCUUGCCCCCGAGCGGCUCGACGCGGGGGGGCUCCCCUUCCCUGCCCACCCCCACACCCUCCCUCUGCCCACUCCCAGCUCCGGGGAUGGAGACAUCCAUGAGGACUUCUGUGCCGUGUGCAGACGCAGCGGCCAGUUGCUCAUGUGCGACACCUGCUCCCGCGUCUACCACCUGCCCUGCCUGGACCCGCCUCUCAAAAACAUUCCCAAGGGCAUGUGGAUCUGCCCCAAAUGCCAAGACCAGAUCCUCAAAAAAGAAGACGCCAUCCCCUGGCCCGGGACUCUGGCUAUUGUCCAUUCCUAUAUUGCCUACAAAGAAGCUAAAGAGGAGGAGAAACAGAAACUAUUGAAGUGGAGCGCUGAGCUGAAGCUAGAGAGGGAGCAGCUGGAGCAGAGGGUCAAACAGCUCACCAACUCCGUCACGAAAUGCAUGGAGACCAAGAACACCAUCCUGGCUCGUCAGAAGGAGAUGCAGUCCUCGCUGGAGAAGGUGAAGCACCUCAUCAGCCUCAUCCAGAGCUUUGAGCGCAAGCAAACUCUAGAGCCUGAGGCCUCCCAACCAGUCACGGAGGAAUCCUCAAAGAUAGUCCCCGAGGUCAACAUGGAGGUCACCUCAGAGGUCAAUGAGGAGGUCACCUCAGAAAUCAACAAGGAGAUCACCUCAGAAAUCAACAAGGAGAUCACCUCAGAAAUCAACAAGGACGUCCCCUCAGAGGUCAACAUGGCGGUCCCCUCAGAGGUCAACAUGGCGGUCCCCUCAGAGGUCAACAUGGAGGUCCCCUCAGAGGUCAACCUGGAGGUCCCCUCAGAGGUCAACAUGGAGGUCACCUCAGAGGUCAACAUGGAGGUCACCUCAGAGGUCAGUGCUGAGGCCACAGCGGGCGGGGCGGCUGAGCCAGCGUCCAGGGUGGAGCCCAGUUCUGAGGUGGAACCUGAUUCUAAAAUGGAACCUGUUUCUGAUGUGGGGUCCAGUGCUGAGGUGGAACCUGCAUCUGGGAUAGCGGUCGGUUCUGAGGCGGAUCUUAGCUUAAAAGAAGAGCCAAGUUCUGAGGCAGAAGCCAGGUCAGACGUGAUGGCCGGUUCUGAGGUGCCAGUUGGUUCUGCGUCUGGGCUUGGGGGCUGUACUGAGGCUCUGGCCACCGGCAGACCAGCGGAGCCCAUGGAUGUCUCAGCCAAUGGAGACACAGACUCUCACACUGAGAGCACAGUGAACAGCUGCCCCAACGCUGUCCAGCCUGAGGCGUCUGCCGCCCUGCUGCCCAGCAACGGCACUGAGGACGUGGGGGGGCAGGGGGAAGCUGCGGAGGAAGCCGACCAGGACCGGGAGCAGGACAGGUCCAGUAACGGCAAAACCUCGGAAGGCUCCAAGGAGCAGAACAGCGCCAGUAACAGCAAAACCUCCGAAGGCUCCCAGGAGCCUGUCCAGCUCCCUCCUCACAUUCAAGCAGAGUCCCCCAAAUAACACGCGCCUACUUCACCAUCGCGUCACAAAGAACUCCACUGCACCCAGGACUGGUGCGCUAUGUUGCCAAUCUCUCUCUAUAUAUAAAUAUAAAUAUAUAUAUGAAUAUAUGAACACUGUUUUUAUUUUGUUUUUGGUUGGACUGUAUUGUAAAGCUGUCAGCAGCACAUCCCAGAGUGGUUUUUGGAUGUAGUAUCUCACUUGGGUGAGUGAGGUUCCACAUGAGACUGUCAUGCCAACCUCUGCCCAGAGGGGGGGUGCUGAGUGGACCAGUCUGGAGUAUCCCACCAGCGUGUGCCUGCAGCAGUUUGCCCUGAAACCAGGGAUUGGCCUAUAAGUUAGUGGAGUUAAUCCUUCAGUCACUCCUGAAGUCUUCAGAGACUGGCUGGUAGGUUAGUAACCUUAACCAAUCAGCCACUCCUAAAGUCUUCGGGGACUGGCUGGCAGGUUAGUCUUCUACUCUUACGGUGGAACCCUACCCCAGACCACCCAAAGACUGCCCGCCUGCUGCCCGUCUGCUGCCCGUCGCUCCGUGUUUCCCAAACCAAAAUAUCUCUGUCCACAGACAGGAAGGCGUCAGUAUUCAGUGUCCAGGCGGCAGGCAGAUCGACCGCCGGGGUCCGGAACAGCACUCCGACAGAGCGAGCCCGUCCUCUCAACACCUCAGGUGGGCAACAGGAGAAAUGAAACAAGGAGGAGAAAUGGAGGGCAAGCAGGGAGGAGGAGGUUUUUCCACCGCUGAGAAGAGAACAGCAAGAUGGGGCAACACAUGGGAGACCUCGGAGGAUACAUGGUAGCUUAGUUUUUAAAAAAAAAAUUGAAAAAAGGAAAACAAACAAUAUGGUGUUGGUCCUGUGUAGUGAAAAACGUUUUGUGUGUGAGUUGGUGUGUCAGUCCUGAGCGGUAAAUGUGAACAGUUGCAAGCUUUGCAAUGUCAAUCUGUCACAAUAUGACACCUUGUCCAUUUCUGGGGAGUAUUUCUUUUUUUACAUAGAGGUGGAAAAAUAUGCAGGUCUUCCUAGUCUUCAGAGAUACAAGUGCUUUUUUUUCUGUCAUUCAUUUUUAAAAGGUGUUGACUGGUGUAGUUUAUGCAGGCUGGUCUAGUGGAGGCCUCUUGAUCAGGCUUCUGAAGAAAGCUUCUGCUGGUUUCUGAACUGCCAAAUAUUUUUGUAUCCAAGUGUAAAAAGGACAUGUUCUUUUUCUAAGGACCAGGUCAGUCCAUAGUUCCCAUUGAAAUGAGCAUGAAUGUUGCACUGUCAUUGCUAACAACAAAUGUGCUUUCCAAGUUUCUGUCCUUGUUUGAUGCAGAUUUUGAUGGUAGAAGUAGAGGUGCAGAUAUUGCAACUGAAACUAAAGCACAAGCUUGUCAGAAAAAAAGAUUUGGUAAGAGAGAGAUCACACACACAGACUUUGAACAUUUUCUUUUUAUGGAUUUGGCUUCAAGUGUGUAUUUGUUUGUUUGAGUAGACCUGUUUGUCGUUUUUGCAACUUGUUCUGUGCUUGCCAAGAAUUCCUCCAUGUCCUUAAAGCAGAGAGAAGAGGCCUUGUCCUGACGUUUGUGCACCGUGCAGAGACAACCCCUUAUGUUAGUUCACCGUGCAGAGACAACUCCUUAUGUUAGUUCACCAUGCAGAGAAUACUUCUGACGUUCGUCCUGAUGUUAGUUCACCAUGCAGAGAAUACUUCUGACGUUCGUCCUGAUGUUAGUUCACUGUGCAGAGAAUACUUCUGACGUUCGUCCUGAUGUUAGUUCACCAUGCAGAGAAUACUCCCGACGUCAGGAGCACUCUCCGCACAUGAGACUAACAUCAAUCAUUUCUUAAUGUUAGUCCUGUCCUGAUGUUAGGCUGUUCCUGAUGUUAGCCCAUUCCUGAUAUCAGACUGAUGAUCGUCCGUUCCCGUUCUCCUGAUUCUACUUCUGACAUUAGUCCUGACGUUGGGCCACUCUAGACGUUUGGCCUGACGUCAGUCCUAAUUUUUGUCUGGUCCUGAUGCUAGUCCUGACAUUAGUCUGCCCCUGACGUUGGGCCACUCCUGGCGUUGUUCUUAUUCCUGACGCUAGUCUGCUCCAGACGUUAAUCCUGACGUUAGUCUGCUCCUGCAGAGAACAUUACUGUUCUUAACGUUCCACUGCUGAGUUUCUGACGUUCUAGCUGAUCUCUCUGAAGACGACGCCCCCGUGUAAUGAUAUCAAUAAUAUUAAUGAAUAAUUAGUGAUAGACCGAUAAAUAUCAGAUUCCAUGAGGAUGUGGCCCCCGGUUUGGAUUAGCUGUUCCAUUCAUUGCUCGACUGGGAAAUCUUAAAAGAAUAUUCCCUAUGAAUUCCCUCCAAUCUUAAACUCUAUAACAAAUAUCCUUAUCUAACUGUGCCAGAACUAGGUUCUAUUAUUUUUGCCCAUCUCUAUUGUCAGCAUCCUGAUUUGACAACUUUUUUUUUAACAAUUUUUGUUAAGUCACUACAAGCCUGGUGGUGUGUAUCAUGUUUACAUUAAUCCAUGACCAAUUAACAUAUCUAAAAAAAAAAAAAAAAAAAUGCUUUU